This is a messenger RNA of Prunus armeniaca (apricot), 1449 nucleotides long. The record is from the annotation of a GenBank genome assembly. NCBI's taxonomy places the organism in Eukaryota, Viridiplantae, Streptophyta, Magnoliopsida, Rosales, Rosaceae.
AUGGCUCCAGUUGGAGGCAGAACACAACAACCCCAUGUUGUUUGUGUCCCCUACCCUUCACAAGGGCAUGUUAGCCCUAUGAUGCAAUUAGCCAAGCUCCUACACUCAAGGGGCUUUCACAUAACCUUUGUCAACUCUGAGUUCAACCACAGGCGCCUGAUCAAGUCUCAAGGGCACCCAUCAUCCCUUGUGGGCUUACCUGGCUUUAGAUUUGAGGCCAUACCAGAUGGGCUUCCACCAUCUGACAAAGAUGCUACCCAAGAUGUUCCUGCACUCAGUGAUUCCAUCAGAAAAAACUGUCUUGGUCCCUUCAAAGAGCUUCUGGUUAAGCUUGGUGAAUUGUCUGAAGUGCCCCCAGUUACUUGCGUAAUUUCAGAUGGGGUCAUGGGGUUUGGGAGCAGGGCUGCGGUGGAAUUGGGCAUUCCAGAGGUUCAGUUUUGGACUGCCUCUGCUUGUGGCUUCAUGGGUUACUUGCAGUAUAGUGAACUCCUACAAAGAGGCUUGGUUCCAUUCAAAGAGAAAAACUUGGAUAAUCAAGAUGAUCCACUUGAUGUGCUAAUCGAUUGGAUCCCGGGCAUGAAAAAUGUUAGGCUCAAAGACAUCCCUUACCACCCUAACGAAAUAAUGUUUGAUUUCAUGGGAUCAGAAGCACAAAACUGCUUGAAAUCCUCUGCAAUCAUCUUCAACACAUUCGACGAAUUCGAACACCAAGUGCUAGAAGCAAUCUCGGGGAUUUUCCCCAACAUUUACACAAUAGGUCCACUUCCUUUGCUAUGCAGGCAUGUCCCAGCUGAUGACAGCCAAAUCAAGUCACUCAGCCCAAGCUUAUGGAAGGAAGACAGAGAAUGUGUUGAAUGGCUUGACAAGAGAGAACCGAACUCAGUGGUGUAUGUAAAUUAUGGGAGUGUGGCUGUGAUGACAGAGCAACACUUGAAAGAAUUUGCAUGGGGGCUGGCAAAUAGCAAGCACCCAUUUCUGUGGAUAGUUAGGGCUGACGUGGUAAUGGGAAGUGAUGACUCUGCACUUCUGCCUCCAGAGUAUUUUGUGGAGAUCAAAGAUAGGGGUAAGAUAGCAAGUUGGUGCACACAAGAGCAAGUUUUAGCACAUCCAUCUGUUGCUGUUUUCUUGACACAUUGUGGUUGGAAUUCUAUUUUGGAAACUGUGUGUGAGGGUGUGCCUGUGAUUUGCUGGCCUUUCUUUGCCGAUCAACAGACGAACUGUGGAUAUGCAUGCAGCAGUUGGGGGAUUGGUUUGGAGGUAAAGUACGAUGUGAAGCGCUAUGAAAUUGAAGUACUUGUUAAGGAAAUGAUGGAAGGAGAGAAGGGGAAGGAAUUGAAGCAAAAGGCACUAGAAUGGAAGAAAAAGGCAAUUGAAGCUACUGAUAUUGGUGGACCUUCUUAUAAUAAUUUUGAGAGAUUGAUAAAAAAUGCUCUACAUUACGAUGGAUGA